Purpureocillium takamizusanense is the source of this 2346-nucleotide messenger RNA. RefSeq lists its product as uncharacterized. The transcript has 2 exons. Gene Ontology annotation, molecular function: protein binding. The record is from RefSeq and is a predicted model, not a curated record. NCBI's taxonomy places the organism in Eukaryota, Fungi, Ascomycota, Sordariomycetes, Hypocreales, Ophiocordycipitaceae. The coding region runs from base 1086 to 2327 and encodes 413 amino acids.
AUUCUCCAAACAGCUGCAGGCUAUAAUCCGACAUUUCGCAAGAAGGUGCGACCCCGUCGUAUAGUACUACCUAGUACCUAGGUACGCACUUCGUCUAGGACAGGACCUAGUGGCACUCCGUAUGAAGUUCUUACUUCGUGCGUGCACACGGCUUCGCUCCUGCCCGCCAUCUCCGCCCGCCAAGCUUCCCAAGAGCUUCUGGGCCCGAGUCUUUGGCGUGACUCAAUCUACCCUGCACUUGGCACUCUGUAAGCAGUCUGUGUUAUUACUUUUUUGCCUCUGGCCUUGCGGACUUGAUCUCUUUUCUCGUCAUCGAGCCGCAGAGUGUCUAGAAUACCUAUGCACCUUCAUUACCCACAUAAAAGCUGUCAUCGCUACACAAAGGCUGGGAUGUGCGAACCGUUGGUCUCACCUCAAUCCCACGCGCAAAAGGCCACCCGAUCACGACGGUCCUGUCAAACCGGCGAGAAUCUCACCACGGCGAUGAAUGCCAACCGCAUGCACCAUACUUUGAUGGACGCAGCCCGCAGUACCUGGUCUGUCCGGGCGCUUUGUGCCUGGCGUCUUAGGGUUACUUCUUGACAGACCGAGAUAGUAUUGCACAAGAAGGCAUUUCGGACUUGAUCAUGUCCAUCACUUGCAAAGGGGUAAACACACCAUCAUUUUGUUGCACAUUCAACUCGACUUCAUCGUCGGUCGAAUACCUUGCUCGCCUAGCCUCAUCCUACAGGUCGCCCGGCUCAUCCAGGUCAACUAUUGUUUCGAGGUAAAGGCGGUUACUCGAAGCUCAGCUGCAGAGGAAACGCUACUCACCGCCGCAUUUGACUCGGCACCAGCGAUGGCUGUGGCUUGCGAUGGCUUCGCCCUGGCGCCGAGACAACACUCGAGCUAGCUCGUUCAUCGUCAUCGCACGGUGCACUCAAACCAAGACGUGAAAACAUGAUGCCCUCUUCACUGGAUGAUCUCGUCGUGAGUUUGGUUGACACGCGAGACAGGAACUUGCCGUGGUGCAUCCUAGUUUGGUGUCGUACGUCCUGAGGCGGUUGCUUGACACAUUCGUGCCGUGUCGGUUCUGCGUCGCAAGCAUGGUUCCACGCGCUGCUAUCGCGAGCUUCAUUGAGAAGCUGAAAGGAAGAGUCCACAGAAGGCGGCGAGGCAAAAACAGGAAUGACAUCAACAUCUACGUCCCUGAUCAUUCGGCCGCGCCCGCAAAGGGCAUACUGCGCCAUUCGGCAGGCUCCAAGCUGCAUUGUUCAGUCAGCUCCUCCACACAAUCACCUAGCGAGAGACAGCAUCAUGGAGAGGCCACAGUUUGCCUGUCCGCUUUAGAACUUCUCCAGAACGAGGUCCUUCUCUGUAUCCUCGACUUCUGCUCUCCCGCUGACCGCCUAUGUCUCGCCCUCACCUGCCACUCCCUCCACGCGCGCCUCUUCGAUCGCCCACUCUCUCGCCUUACGCCCGUCAACGAGCAUCUCCUCGUCCGCCUUGAGCGUGAUCUACCGCAUCUCUACUUCUGCCGCUCCUGCGAUCAGCUGCAUCCCUGGCAGUACCACGAGCCUACGACGGCUGCUCUUGCUCGCCGUCCUCGCCGCCAGCACCGCACCCGCGACGGCAAACUGCAGGCGUCGUCCUACCUCGACGGACAAGGAUGCACCGCCAAGAAGCGCUACAGUCCGCGCUUCAACAAGGCCUACUCCCUUCCCUUCUACCUCGCCCACCUCGCCGUCAAGUCCCGCCGGCUCGACCCCGAGCUGAGCACCCCCUUGCGGCGACUCCGCUUUGCCGCUGCUCUAUCACACGAAAGUGUCAGGGGGAACCACUCUGGCCGUUGCAUUCUAGAUAUCACGGGAAGGGCCAAAGUCAUCGACAACGAGCUGUACAUGGCCGUGUCGUACGUCUGGCAUGGCGACCGUCCUAUUGCGGAGGACUUGCGGGCUUUCAUCGACAAGACGCCUCUGUUCGUGUGCUGCUCCCUGAGAACCGACGCCCACGCCGAUGCCAAAAGGCGGGUUGUGUUGACCCGUGGUCGCCGCAUCCCGGAGAUGGCGGCGCCCAGUAGGCAGGGGAGUUACUUCGAGGCUUGUGAAGACGUUGGUGGAUCGUGCGAGAGCUGUUUGACGGACUACGCAGUCUCCGUUGCCUGCUUCCCGAAUCAAGUUGGAUGGGUUGUCGCCCUCACAACAUACCAGCUGUUUGGUCGAUGUCGUUCGCCCAGUGACGAGAAGUGGAAAUUCAUGACAGGCGACAGUGUCCCUGGGCCAUGCAGGAUCGAGUUUAACCGGGCUGGCUCAGUCAAGACUAAAUUUAGACAGGCCGAGAAUGUCUGAUGCAUGUCACAUCGUCGAC